Messenger RNA from Arachis ipaensis, 1236 nucleotides. RefSeq names its product tRNA (cytidine(34)-2'-O)-methyltransferase (gene AGL26). NCBI's taxonomy places the organism in Eukaryota, Viridiplantae, Streptophyta, Magnoliopsida, Fabales, Fabaceae. Gene Ontology annotation, molecular function: RNA binding; RNA methyltransferase activity. The record is from RefSeq and is a predicted model, not a curated record. Gene Ontology annotation, biological process: wobble position ribose methylation.
UUUGAACACCAACAAAGCUUACCUCUUUUGAAGACGCGAUAAGAGAUUAGAAGGGAAAGCAGGAAGAAGCAGAGCGUGAGUGAGUGAGUGUGGGGGGUGGUGUCAAGUGUCAACAAUGGACAUCAACGGUCUUAAAUCCCUUAACAUACCAAACCCUUCUCGUUUCCGCCCAAAACUUCCCCUUGUUCGCCGAUUCACUUUUCUUCACUUCAGACCCAAACCCACCACUUUUCUCUCUCUUUCUUCGCCAUUCUGCUCUCUCAAUGCGAAUGAUGCCGCUGAGAUAAACAAGGAAGGAACUUUGCCUCGGGGUGUUGGAGAGGCCUUGAAUGGAGGAGCUUCACGUUCCAAGGUUCUUCAGGUUGUGCUUGUGUCCCCUCAGAUUCCUGGAAACACUGGAUGCAUUGCUAGAUCAUGUGCUGCAUCAGCUGUUGGAUUGCACUUAGUUGGGCCAUUAGGAUUUCAGGUGGAUGAUUCCAAAUUAAAGCGCGCUGGACUGGAUUAUUGGCCAUAUGUGGUUGUUAAAGUUCAUGACACUUGGGCAAGUUUUCGUGAUUAUUUCAGGCAACAGGAAGGACAAAAGCGGCUUCUAGCAUUUACAAAGAGAGGAACAAAAGUUCAUUCUGAAUUUUCCUACAGAAAAGGUGAUUAUCUUUUGUUCGGUUCAGAAACCAGUGGACUGCCACCUGAAGCCUUGCUAGAUUGCAAAACUGAACCAUUUGGCGGGGGAACUAUUCGGAUCCCAAUGGUUGAAACUUAUGUCAGAUGUUUGAAUCUUUCUGUAAGUGUUGGCAUAGCUUUGUAUGAAGCUUCUCGACAACUAAACUAUGAGAAUCUUCAGCUAGCUUCAGAAAGCUGUAUGGAUACUGAGGAAUCAUUUAUUACUGAAGACAUUUUUGCUUGAUAAUAUACUUAUUCAUAUAUUUAGUUUAACAUAGGUAGGAACAUUCCUUUGGAAUUUACUUAUAAUGAAAUCUAGUUGUGUCUCCUUGGCUAGGUACAUAUUUAGUUUAUUGAGAUGGAGAAUGUGUCCCGUUCCCAUAUUCAAUAGUGAAGUGGAAAGUUGGGACUCAGAGAAUAGUCCCACAUAAGUACCCAAAUUCCACACACAAAGAACUAUAAUUUUUAAUAUUUUGAUCCUGUAGAGAAUUAUAGCAACGGUGUUUUGUACUUCUGUAUGUUUAAGUAUCUCUGCCCUUGCCAUUUAUUAUUAUGGAAAUUCUCACUUUUCCAACU